GUGACUGGUCAUACACGUCGGUUCGCUGGUUGCCGGUCGUUUUUUUGUAACAAUUAAUUUUUUGUGUUACUUGUUUUUUGUUAAAAUAACCGUAACUUACCGAUACACCUCUGUUAAAUAAAUCGGCGAAGAUUUGGAACGAUAACGUGAAAAUGAGCGAAAGCGAAGGCGGAGAGAACGUCGGCGGGCGUAUAGACCCGCCAAAGAUAACGAGGUCCAUAUCCCAAAGACCGGUAAGGACGAUGGAGAGAGGACUUCACGAACGGGAUCGCGUUGGCGUUCAGGAUUUUGUGUUGCUGGAGGACUUUCAAAGCGAAGAGGCCUUCGUUGACAAUCUACGUAAACGGUUCGCCGAGAACCUAAUUUACACCUACAUUGGCCAGGUGCUGGUCUCCGUCAACCCGUAUAAAAAUUUGCCGAUUUAUACUCCUGAGACAAUUCACGAUUACCAGAAGAUUCACUUUUUUGAAGCACCACCCCACAUAUUCGCGCUAGCAGACACAGCGUACCGAUCUCUAACGGAAGAGAACAGAGAACAAUGCAUUCUCAUAUCAGGGGAAUCUGGUUCCGGAAAGACUGAAGCUUCGAAAAAGAUUCUUCAAUUUAUCGCGGCAGCCACUGGUCAUAAAUCACAGGUGGAAGGGGUGAAGGAUAAACUUCUAGGCAGUAACCCUGUACUCGAAGCAUUUGGUAACGCAAAGACCAACAGGAAUGAUAAUUCAUCCAGAUUCGGAAAAUACAUGGACAUCCAGUUCAAUUACCAGGGAGAUCCGGUCGGGGGCAACAUAUUGAAUUAUUUAUUGGAGAAAUCAAGAGUCGUUCAUCAGUCAAGCGGUGAACGAAAUUUUCACGUUUUUUAUCAGCUAUUGGCUGGAUCGAGCGACGAAACAUUGCAGAAAUUAUUUCUCAAGCGUAAUCUGGAAACUUAUUACUACCUAAGUAGUGGCGCUAAGGGUAAUGUGAAUUCCAUUGAUGAUACCGAACAGUACAAUGAAAUGAUUCAAGCUAUGAAAACUAUAGAACUUACCCAGGACGAACAAGACUCCAUAUUCCAGAUUGUGGCCUCAGUAUUGCACAUGGGGAACGUAGGGUUCACGGAAACCGAAGGAGUUGCGGUGAUAUUGAAACCCGCUGCCGUUGAUGCGAUUGCCAAUUUGCUGGGCUGCGACGCAGUUGAAUUGGCUUUGGCUUUCACUAGUCGUACGAUAGACGCUCACGGGGAUGUAGUUCGUUCACCAUUGAAUAGAGAAUUGGCGAUUUAUGCUAGGGAUGCUCUAGCAAAGGCUGUUUAUGACCGUUUGUUUACAUGGCUGGUGAAGAGGUUGAAUAAAUCGCUUCAAGCCGAAGACAACCGACGCAAUGUUGUUAUGGGAAUCCUCGAUAUUUACGGUUUUGAAAUUUUCCAGAAAAAUAGCUUUGAACAGUUUUGCAUAAAUUUCUGCAACGAAAAAUUGCAGCAACUGUUCAUUCAGUUGACUCUAAAAUCCGAGCAAGAGGAAUAUUUGAAGGAAGGAAUUGCUUGGGAGCCGGUAAAAUUUUUCAAUAACAAAGUAAUAUGCGAUCUGAUCGAAGAAAAGCAUAAAGGUAUCAUAUCCUUGCUGGACGAGGAAUGCCUUCGUCCUGGAGAACCGACUGAUUUGAGCUUCCUCGAAAAACUUCAUUCCCAUUUGAACUCUCACGAUCACUACAUCAGCCAUAUGAAAUCAGAUAUACAAACACAGAAAAUUAUGGGUCGUGAUGAAUUCAGACUAGUGCAUUACGCUGGAGAAGUGACGUACAACGUCAACGGAUUUUUGGAGAAAAAUAAUGAUCUCUUGUUCAGAGAUCUUCGGGAAGUUAUGUCCAAUACCAGUAACCCGAUAACAAAGACCGUAUUCAACGUACGGGAUUUGUCUAGCAAAAAACGUCCGGAAACUGCUGUAACUCAAUUUAAAAACAGCUUAAACAAUUUGAUGGAAAUACUCAUGGGCAAGGAGCCUUCUUACAUUCGAUGCAUCAAACCAAACGACUUCAAAAUGGCUGGACUUUUCAACGAAAAGAUUGUCCUUCACCAAGUUAAAUAUUUGGGUCUGAUGGAAAAUUUGAGAGUACGGCGUGCUGGUUUUGCGUACAGAAGACCGUACGAACAAUUCUUGGAACGUUACAAACCACUAUGUCCUGAAACCUGGCCAAAUUAUCACGGAAAUGCGAAAGAUGGUGUACAAGCUCUCGUCUGCCACCUCGGCUAUGAUCAGGACGAAUAUAGGAUGGGCAAGACCAAGCUCUUCAUCAGAUUCCCGAAGACCUUAUUCGAUACGGAAGAUGCUUUCCAGGAUAAGAAACAUGACAUCGCAGCUAUAAUUCAAAGCAGAUGGAAGGGUAGAAAACAGAGGAAAAUAUACCUUGAAAUGCGAGCGGCUGCCAUUGUUCUCCAAAAAUAUAUUCGCAGAUGGCUUGCACAGAGAGAAGCGAAGAGGAGAAGGGAGGCUGCGAUAGUGAUUCGAAAAUUCAUCAAAGGAUUCAUUACUCGCAACGGACCACCAAAUGAAGAAAACUUGGCCUUUAUCGAAUUGGGAAAAGCACAUUGGCUCAGGAAACUCGCUAAAAGUCUCCCUGAAAAACUUUUGGACAUGUCCUGGCCUGAUUGUCCACAUGCUUGUCAGGAGGCAUCGGCACUACUACACCCUAUGCACAGAAGAUGGAAGGCCCGAAACUAUAGGCUGGCUUUAUCGAAAGAAGACAAGGCACACUUUGAGCUCAAGAUACUUGCUGAAUCUUUGUUCAAGAAUAAAAAAAAAUCUUAUGCCAAGAGUCUUGGACCUAGAUUCCAAGUUGAUCGACUUGGGGAAGAAUACAAAGCCCUCAGGCAAACGUUUACAGCCAACAUUCUUCCUAGUGGCGAAAAUAUAAGAUACGCAACCCCUGUGGUGAAAUAUGACCGUCAUGGCUACAAGCCUCGCGAAAGAGUGCUGAUUCUCACAGAGAAAGCUGUUUAUAUUUUGGAUACAAUAAAAACUUUUAGAUUGAAACAUCGACUACCUUAUCAGUCUAUUAAUGAAUUGGUGGUCACAGGAGAAUCUGACAAUCUAUUAAUAGUUAGAAUACCACCAGAGUUAAAAAAAGACAAGGGUGACCUAAUUUUGGAAGUGCCUCAUAUAAUUGAAGCCCUUACCAAAGCGAUUGACAUUACGAAUAAUCCUAAAAUUCUUAGUAUUGUCAACGAAGAGUUACUUUCCCACAAGUUAGUCAGUGGUAAAGAAGGUACCAUAGAGUUCAGGACUGGAAAUACGCCAGCUAUCAGCAAGAACAGACAAAGCGGGCAUCUUUUAGUAGUGGCAUCUCCCUGAAUGCAUAAUUAAAGAGGACAAUCGUGGGCUAAACACAUGUGUACUUAGCAAAGUAUAAUAAUAAGAGAGAUAAGCUAAACGGAAGCUUUACCUAUUGUGAUUUCAAAUGAAACAGAGUAUUACGUAUGAAUAACUACGGAGAGUAUAAUAUAUUACUAAAACAUGUGGUUUACAUGACAUGUGGUGAGCGCAGGAAUUUGUAUGAUAGUCAUGUGAAAAAUAGAGCAAUAUUUGGGACGUCAUAUUUCACAAUACAUGAAUUCUAGACUUUAAUUGGUUUCAAUUUUUCUGUUAUAUUGAUUUCAAAACUUUGUGAACCAAAAAUAAGACGGACAAUUUCGAACCAUUAAAUAUAAAGCACAGUUUAAUUGAAAAACUCAAAUAUUCUCCAUAACAAUUGAUUAUUUUAUUCAGUGUUCAUGUAUAGCUUUGAUUAUACCUUGCAUUCUGCAUUCAGUAUUCAAUCAUAUGUGGCUUGUUUCAUUUUCUUUUGUGGUCGUUGGUUUAUCUUGUUCCUUUUAUGUGUUCCUGUAGCAUUUCAGUUCAUAUGCCAUAUUAUUUUUCAAGAUAGACUGUAGUGCCAUCGACUGUGUCCAGUGCUACAUUUUACUACUAUUACUACUAUUAAUAUUAUUAUCAAUGUAAUUAUAGUCAUUAUCAUUACUAUAAUUAUGAAAGGAGUGAUUGAGAAAUGUCAGAAGAUGCAUAUUAUAUAUUAAUUAUUUAUAUAGUUUUUUAAACACGCCAACAAAUGAUAAGCAUACAUUACGUAGAACGUGACAUGCGAAAAGAGAAACUGCCAGUAAUAAUUAGACAGGAUUAUUAACUGCACACUUCACUAAGGUAUAAUAAUAAAAUCCGUUAUUAUAUGUACCACAAUAAUUCUACUAUGGGGCAUGUGAAUAACAGAGAGCACUAUUUUAAAAGAAA
Molecule: messenger RNA, 4256 nt
Organism: Athalia rosae (coleseed sawfly)
Lineage: Eukaryota; Metazoa; Arthropoda; Insecta; Hymenoptera; Athaliidae
Gene: Myo61F
Product: unconventional myosin IC
Exons: 21
Coding region: 153-3326 (1057 amino acids)
Biological process (GO): actin filament organization; vesicle transport along actin filament
Cellular component (GO): cytoplasm; vesicle; actin cytoskeleton
Molecular function (GO): actin filament binding; microfilament motor activity; ATP binding
Source: RefSeq, a predicted model, not a curated record